AUGGCUGACAACUGGUGCCCUGGAAACUUCUCCUUCCCCUCCACUACAUUGUAUCUUCCUUGCUCAGGUUCCUCCUAUGGCUCUUCCUACCCCAGCAAUAGGGUCUACAGCACUAUUAGCUGCCGUCCCAGCACCUGCCUGCUGGACUCCUCUCUUCACUGGAGCUCGCAAUCUAGAUGCAGCAACUCAGUGGACUAUGGAUCAAGUGGCUUCAGAGUUUUGAAUUAUGGAGUCUCUUCUGUCCCUUCACUGAAUUAUGGGACCAGAAUCUGCUAG
Nannospalax galili (Upper Galilee mountains blind mole rat) is the source of this 276-nucleotide messenger RNA. Its product is annotated as keratin-associated protein 13-1-like. The record is from RefSeq and is a predicted model, not a curated record. Lineage: Eukaryota; Metazoa; Chordata; Mammalia; Rodentia; Spalacidae. The transcript is spliced from 2 exons. The coding region runs from base 1 to 276 and encodes 91 amino acids.